AUGUUGCUGCUGGUCCAGCUUUAUAUUUUUGCUUUUGCUGCUCUCGUCACUGCUCUUCCUGCUGCCAAACGCGGUGGUGGUGGUAGUGUAUACGGCAUCACGUACACCGGCAAAUCAGCUGAUGGCGCUUGUCACUCUUCCGACCAAGUAUCUCAAAUGGUGAAACGCUUCCAAAAGAACGGCAUUCAACGUAUUCGCACUUAUUCGCAAGAAUGUGAUAUUCUUCCCAAUUUGCUCAAGGCCAUCCAAAACACUGACAUGCAGGUCGUGGCAGCUGCUUGGAUUGAUGGUUCUGGCAAGGACGAAAAGGAAAUCAGCUCGCUCGUCAACAAUCUCAAGAAUGCCAAUAGCGACCAAAUUGCCGGUGUUGCUAUUGGUAACGAGUGUGUCCAAGGCGGUCUUAUGAGCGCAUCCGAUGUUGCUAGCAAGAUUAAGGAAGUCAAGGGCAAGCUCGGUGGCAAGUUCAAGGUUGGCACUGUUGACACUCCUACUGGUUUCCAAGGUGACAUGAUGGAUGCUUCCGAUAUCGUCUUUGUCAACAUUCAUCCAUUCUUUGGUGCUGUGACCGCUGAUGAUGCCGUUGACAAUCUCAACCAACAACUCGGCAGCUUCAAGGGCAAGGCUGGUGGCAAGGAUGUCAUUGUCGGUGAAGUAGGCUGGCCCUCUUCAGGUGAUACCAAUGGCAAGGCUGUUCCUAGCACCGCUAAUCUUGCCAAGGUGUACAAUGCUCUCAAGAGCUCAAGCAUCAAGUACUACUUUUUCGAAGCUCAAGAUUCCAACUGGAAGAAUGGCGGCCAAUUCAACGUUGAACCUCACUGGGGCCUUAUCGAUGCUAAUGGCAAAUCAAAGAUUUCAGAGUUUCAAUAA
Messenger RNA from Lichtheimia ornata, 867 nucleotides. RefSeq lists its product as uncharacterized. The transcript has a single exon. Gene Ontology annotation, biological process: carbohydrate metabolic process. NCBI's taxonomy places the organism in Eukaryota, Fungi, Mucoromycota, Mucoromycetes, Mucorales, Lichtheimiaceae. Bases 1 to 867 code for a protein of 288 amino acids. Gene Ontology annotation, molecular function: hydrolase activity, hydrolyzing O-glycosyl compounds. The record is from RefSeq and is a predicted model, not a curated record.